CGGCAGAUGAGUCCGGACUCGAGGUAUAGUCGUAUGUGUCGCUUUUCCGCCCUUGUUAAACAAUGGAUUCGAAUUUUCCUCCUCGAAUUUGAAAAACGCGAGUGUGCCAUGGGAUUAAGUGAAGUUUAGUGAUAGUGAUGAGUAGCUGAUAGAGGUGAGAGCGUGACCAACAUGUACCCCACCCCUGCAAGGCAUCCAUCGGCCGCGGGACCGCCACCUCAAGGUGGUCAGCUUAAAUUCACCAUUGCCGACACUCUGGAACGUAUUAAAGAAGAAUUCAACUUUCUUCAAGCCCAGUAUCACACGCUAAAAUUAGAGUGUGAAAAACUGGCUAGUGAAAAGACUGAAAUGCAACGGCACUACGUUAUGUAUUACGAAAUGUCCUAUGGCCUUAACGUAGAAAUGCAUAAACAGACUGAAAUCGCAAAACGCUUAAACGCAAUUAUCGCCCAAGUGCUGCCGUUUCUGGCCCAAGAACAUCAACAGCAAGUGGCAACGGCAGUUGAAAGAGCCAAACAAGUCACGAUGACCGAACUCAAUGCAAUAAUUGGGCAACAACAACAACAAGGUCUUCAACAAUUGCUUCAACAGAUCCACGCCCAACAACUCCCUCAUGGUCCUCAUGGUCCAGGCUUACCCAUCGGUCCUCAUCCCGGCCUUCCAGGAAUGGCUCCAGCCGCCGCCGCCGGCCUUCUGGGAUUCGGUGCAGGAUUAGGUGGGGGUGUUCCAGGAGCACCCACAGGACCUCACGCUUCUGUAACCGGAGGCGCUCAUCCUUUACUCAAAUCAACAGAUCUCCAUUCCAGGGAAGCCGUUGACAUCAAACCUGGAUCGGCUAAUACUGAAGAAAGACUGAAUUCUGUUUCGCCCGGAGACAGAGAUAAAUACAGAUCGAGAUCGCCGCCAGACGUGGAACAGGAUGUCAAGAGACGGAAAGAAGAUAAAUUGGGGCAUGAAAGCGAUGGUGAGAAAAGCGACCAAGACCUCGUCGUCGACGUCGCCAACGAAGAAGCCUCCUCCCCCCACACCAACGGCGACCACGCCCCCCUCAGUAAUUCAGGCGUCGAAAUUCGUGAAAACGGCAGUACAAACGGCGAUAAAAUCAAAGUAGAACGGCCUCCAAGUCGCAGUGGUUCCUCCUCAUCACGGAGCACCCCAUCCCUCAAAAGUAAAGAUGAAAAACCCCUGACUCCGGGCUCAAAACCCCGAUCUACGACACCGAAUCUAGGUGCAGCACCUGGAGCGAGCGGUCCUAAAGUCGGCCUUGGACCAUACCCCCCAUACAAUCUGGCAGCCCCCCGUGAACAUCUUAGUCCUUAUAAUAAUGUAGCAUCAUCGUAUGGCCGGCCACCUUUAUUGGGUUACGAUGGCCAUCCACAUACCCGGACUCCUGGAAUUGCCACGAAUGGUUUGAGUUCGAUUCCGGGUGGUAAACCGGCUUAUUCGUUUCAUAUGAAUGGUGAAGGGCAACUACAACCGGUUCCGUUUCCUACAGAUGCUUUAAUUGGUCCGGGGAUUCCCCGACAUGCGAGACAAAUAAACACAUUGAAUCAUGGGGAAGUUGUAUGUGCUGUAACUAUCUCGAAUCCAACUAAAUACGUAUAUACAGGGGGCAAAGGCUGUGUCAAAGUCUGGGAUAUAAGUCAACCGGGGUCCAAAACCCCAGUGUCACAAUUAGACUGUUUGCAAAGGGAUAAUUAUAUACGUUCGGUGAAGUUGCUCCCCGACGGCCGUACUCUCAUCGUGGGGGGCGAAGCCAGUAAUUUGUCCAUUUGGGACCUUGCUAGCCCCACACCUCGUAUCAAAGCCGAAUUGACCUCCAGUGCCCCCGCAUGCUACGCCCUCGCCAUCAGCCCCGAUUCCAAAGUGUGUUUCAGUUGUUGUUCGGAUGGAAACAUUGCCGUUUGGGACUUACAUAAUCAGACUUUAGUUCGACAAUUUCAAGGUCAUACAGAUGGUGCUUCGUGUAUUGAUAUUUCGUCCGAUGGUACGAAAUUAUGGACGGGGGGUUUAGAUAAUACAGUGCGAAGUUGGGACUUACGUGAAGGCAAACAAUUGCAACAGCACGAUUUCAGUUCGCAGAUUUUCUCAUUGGGUUAUUGUCCGACGGGAGAGUGGCUUGCCGUAGGCAUGGAGAACUCACAUGUUGAAGUUUUGCACGCGUUAAAACCGGAUAAAUAUCAAUUGCAUUUGCACGAAAGUUGUGUUCUUAGUUUAAGGUUUGCCACGUGCGGGAAGUGGUUUGUGUCGACGGGGAAGGACAAUUUGCUUAAUGCGUGGCGAACGCCCUAUGGGGCUAGCAUUUUCCAGUCGAAGGAAUCGUCGAGUGUAUUGAGUUGUGACAUUUCAACGGACGAUAAAUACAUUGUGACGGGAUCUGGUGAUAAGAAAGCCACUGUUUACGAAGUGAUCUAUUAAAUGCAACAAUGUGAACGUUUUCCGGGGCCAGACAAAAAAACCCAGUACAGUUUUACCAACAUGACAAUUAUUUUCAACUGUAACAACGUUUACACAUGUUACAGUUUCAAAAACUACGAAUUAGUAAAAUUGAAUAAACGGGAAACAAGUGAUUAUUUAUGGUUUUCUUUGAUUCGGAAAAAUUGUACCAUAUUUGUUAUUUGUUUAUUCAAAAUGUUGUUAUGUGUGUGAAUUAGAUGUCUCAAACGCAAAGAUUAUGUAGCAUAUUUUUCGUAAUUAAAUAAAAAUACAUUA
Messenger RNA from Tribolium madens (black flour beetle), 2712 nucleotides. RefSeq names its product protein groucho-like. Gene Ontology annotation, cellular component: transcription regulator complex; nucleus. Gene Ontology annotation, biological process: negative regulation of canonical Wnt signaling pathway; regulation of DNA-templated transcription. The record is from RefSeq and is a predicted model, not a curated record. The transcript has 14 exons. Lineage: Eukaryota; Metazoa; Arthropoda; Insecta; Coleoptera; Tenebrionidae. Bases 172 to 2418 code for a protein of 748 amino acids. Gene Ontology annotation, molecular function: protein binding; transcription corepressor activity.